AAUGUUAGACGCACAUAUGACCUAUAAUGUGUUAAAUGUUUCAUCUGUCGGAUAAAGCAUCAUGGAUUUCGACAGGUCUUCACGUCCUACAUUGCACUCGUCUUUAGGAAGAUGCAUCUACAGAUGGAAAUCUAAAAUACGAAGAAAUCUUACCAUUAUCCUGACUUUCAUUGGAAUCGUGCUGGGUGUAUCACUGGGUGUAAUAUUAAAUAUAUUUUCUAUCACAGAACCUGUUCUGCUAUGGAUAGGACUUCCCGGAGAACUUUUUAUCAGGGCACUAAACUUUGCUGUAAUACCACUCCUAGCUGGCAAUAUUAUUUCCAUGUCAUCCAAGUUGAAACCUUCAGUGCAAGGUAAAAUGGCUGUACUUGCUUUGAGCUAUUGUGUUGGAAUGAAUGUCUUUGCUUCUUUUCUUGGCCUAAGCGUAACAUCACUUAUCAAUCCAGGUGGGAGAUUCAUGUCCAACACUCAAAUAUCUGUAGUGAUUUCUUCAAGUCGUGACAAGGUUGAGAUAUCGGACGUAUUUAUGGACUUUUUCAGAAAUAUGGUCCCAGACAAUAUUGUCAAAAUGUUCCUGUUUUCCACGAUAACAAACUAUAAGUCAGUUGAAUCAGACAAUGCUUCUUCACCUCAUUCAAUGAAUAAGUCAUCAAUGAUCAAAUAUGAACGAAUAGUUGAAUCUACACCACAAACGAACAUUCUAGGAAUACUUACAACCAGUCUGCUCAUCGGCCUGGUAGCUGGGUCUCAAGGUGAUAAAGUUCGUCCAUUAGUUGCAUUGGCUGAUGCUAUUUCUGAAAUAAUGACAGUAAUUACAGAAGUUAUUAUCAAAUUUCUUCCGGUCGCGAUGAUUAGUCUGAUAGCUUAUGCAAUUGCCCGAAUGGAGCGAAUUGAAGAGAAUUUGAUAGCUUUGGUUUUAUUCAUUGCAUCAUCAAUCACAUUUCAUUCUAUAAUCGUGUUGGUGAUUAUGCCAUUGUUUAUAUUUAUCACUGUAAGGCGAAAUUUAUAUCGCUUCUAUUGUAUUCUAUCUGAACCUGUGCUAACUGCAUUUAGUUCAACUAGUUCAUUAAUUGCUCUUCCACAACUUUUUCGAGUUUGUGAUCGAUAUGGUAUAGACUCAGAUUUAGUACGUACUGUGGCACCAUUUCUGACAAGUUUCAAUGCGAAUGGAUCUGCAGCAUUUAUUGCAUCCUCAGUUUGCUUUGUUACUCAAUUAGCUAAACAACCUUUGAAUGCUGGUCAGCUUAUUGCACUGGGAUUUUUAUCUGGUAUCAACGUUAUGGCAUUGCCUGCAAUCCCAAGUGCCAGUAUAAUAACUAUCAUUCUGAUAACGCGUGCAUUUAAUAUUCCUGAGACCACGAUUUCACUUCUUUUUGUUGUGGAAUUUAUUGCAUCCAGUGUUACCUCUUCGUAGCCACAUAGGAUGGUGUUCUUGAACUCGUUUGGACAGAACCCUCAUAUUCGACGGCCGAUAUACCCGACUGCACAGGAGCAGGUGAACUAAUAAAUGCACAUAGAGAUGACCAGAUGCAGGAUCUUAUCUUCCAGGCUUUUGCCAAGUAAAGGAUGACUAGAGAACACUACUGUAAGAGUUGCUGCAAAUUGAUUGUUUUAAUUUGUAUUUAUUUAAUCUAACCACUCGUAUCUCAUUCAGUUUAUUGUUUAUUUUCCAUCUUGUCACACCUUACCAGUGAUCGAUUACGCACCGUGGUCAAUGUUAUGAGUCACGGAACUUGUGUUCUAUUUAUACACUUAAAACUUUGUCAAAUGAAUUCCACACUGACUUUAAUCACUCCACCAAACAGUCAAGAGACAUCAUCGAAUCAACCCAGCACAGAUACUGAUAAUUCUGAAUCAAAUGAUGUAAUAUGUCACAAUGCCUAUGCAAACUGACAAUAUGAUUUCAGUGAACCUCUCUAUCUCUCUCCCUCUACUUUUUGAUUUACAAGAGCAUAUAGUUGAUUGUUUAUUUCUUAUGGUUUCCUAUUUCUACCUCUACUGUUAAUGCCUUUUCCAAUGAAGAAAACUCAUCAGUGUAACUAUGAUCUCCUUGAUCAGUCACUCUGUGAUACCUACUUUGUUAAAAUAUGUUUCUAUCUCUAAUCUCAUGUAUUCUUUCUUACAAAUUAUGUGCACACACACACACACAAAAUAUAUGGUUAUGUGCAAAAAUAACUUCUAUAAUAAUUCAUAUCGUACCAUAAAGCUGUGAUAAUUCUAGUUGAUAUGAAGAAGCAAAUUAUAUCUAAGACAGAUUUGGAUGAUCAAUCCGUGAACCAUUCAAGGGAAAGGAGGAACUGUGCAAUCCAACUGGCCAUUAUAGUUUCAAUUUCUUUUCAACCUCAGUCCAUCGAUUUGCGUAAAAAAGAAAUUUUAUAUACAUUUUGCACACAUUUAAUUCUCUGCGUAUAACUAUCUUUUUCUGCAUAUGUUGUCAGUAUUUAUGAUUCCUUUUACAAAGUAUCGUGUCUUACGCUGCUGAAAGAGAAACUCAAUUUUCACUUUGUGAUAUUUAGAACGUAAAUAUUUAUUGUUUUGACUUACAAAUUAGCUUGAAGUG
Molecule: messenger RNA, 2560 nt
Organism: Heterobilharzia americana
Lineage: Eukaryota; Metazoa; Platyhelminthes; Trematoda; Strigeidida; Schistosomatidae
Source: the annotation of a GenBank genome assembly